AUGAGUAACCAUUCAAUAGCUAAAAGGCCUCAUGCAGUUUGCAUCCCAUUUCCUGCUCAAGGUCACAUGAACCCAAUGCUCAAACUAGCCAAAAUCAUGUAUUCCAAAGGCUCUCUCAUUACAUUUAUCAACACUGAGUACAACCAUAAACGUUUACUCAAGUCCAAAUGCCUUGAUUCCUUCAAGAAUUUUCCGGGUUUUCGCUUCGAAACCAUCCCCGAUGGCCUUCCUUCUUCUGAUGCUGAUGUUACUCAAGACAUUCCUUCUCUUUGCGAGGCUACCUCAAAGCACUGUUUAGCUCCAUUUAGAGAACUCUUUUACAAACUCAAUGACACUUCAUCAUCUUCUCAAAUUUCUCCAGUGACCUGUAUUAUCUCAGAUGUCAUGAUGUCUUUCACCGUUAAUGUUGCUCGAGAAUUUGGAAUUCCUGGUGCAAUCUUAUUCACAUUCAGCGCCUGCGGCUCACUGUGCUUUGCAAUGCUCAAGCUUCUUGUGGAAAGAGGUUUAAUACCUCUGAAAGAUGAAAGCUAUCUAACAAAUGGGUACCUGGACACCAAAUUAGAUUGCAUUCCAGGGAUGAAAAACAUGCGUUUGAGGGAUUUUCCAAACUACAUUAGAACCAUAAAUCCAAAUGAUUUCAUGGUCAGUUUCGCCAUCAAGAGCUUCGAGAAUCUCAGUGCUUCUUCCAUCAUUUUCAACACGUUUGAUGCCUUGGAACAGGAUGUUUUGGAUGUCUUCUCAACCCUGCUUCCGAUUCCUAUUUACACCAUCGGCCCCCUUCAGUUUCUUGCUGAUCGUCUCAUCACGAAUGAAGAAUUGAAGAACACGGAUUCAAAUCUGUGGAAAUAUCAGUCCGAAUGUAUUGAAUGGCUCGAUUCAAAAGAAACCAACUCAGUGAUAUAUGUAAAUUUCGGAAGUAUCGUAGUAAUGAAUCCUGAACAACUCAUUGAGCUCGCUUGGGGAUUGGCUAAUAGCAAGCAACAUUUUUUGUGGAUAAUAAGGCCGGAUCUUGUUGCCGGAGACUCAUCAAUUCUUCCACCGGAGUUUCUUGAGGAAACUAAGGGAAGAGGAAUGAUAGCCAGUUGGUGUCCACAAGAAAAAGUCCUAAAGCAUUUUUCAAUAGGAGGAUUUUUAAGUCAUAUGGGAUGGAAUUCCACGCUUGAAAGUUUAUCCAUUGGUGUGCCAAUGGUUUGUUGGCCAUUUAUAGCUGAUCAACAGCCUAAUUGUAGGUUUACAUGCACCGAGUGGGGUGUUGGGAUGGAGAUUAAUGGUGAUAAUGUUAAAAGAGAGGAAGUGGAGAUGCUUGUAAGAGUGUUAAUGGAGGGAGAGAAGGGUAAACAAAUGAAAAAGAGAGCCAUGGAGUGGAAAACGAAGGCAGAAGAAGCCAUUAGACCAGAUGGUUCUUCGUACAAAAAUCUGGAGAAACUUUUCUCAGAUAUUCUAUAG
Molecule: messenger RNA, 1446 nt
Organism: Pistacia vera
Lineage: Eukaryota; Viridiplantae; Streptophyta; Magnoliopsida; Sapindales; Anacardiaceae
Product: 7-deoxyloganetin glucosyltransferase-like
Exons: 2
Coding region: 1-1446 (481 amino acids)
Molecular function (GO): UDP-glycosyltransferase activity
Source: RefSeq, a predicted model, not a curated record